Crotalus tigris (Tiger rattlesnake) is the source of this 2948-nucleotide messenger RNA. It is a transcript of the gene DPYS, whose product is annotated as dihydropyrimidinase. The transcript has 10 exons. The record is from RefSeq and is a predicted model, not a curated record. The coding region runs from base 143 to 1639 and encodes 498 amino acids. NCBI's taxonomy places the organism in Eukaryota, Metazoa, Chordata, Lepidosauria, Squamata, Viperidae. Gene Ontology annotation, molecular function: dihydropyrimidinase activity. Gene Ontology annotation, cellular component: cytoplasm; cytosol. Gene Ontology annotation, biological process: pyrimidine nucleobase catabolic process.
CAGGCCGCCAGAGAGGGGAGGUGGCGGGGACCCCUUCCCCGGGGGCGGGGCGGAGUCGAGAGGGAACCUUAAAAACGCGACUCCGCGGAACUCUCCCCCCGUAGCGACUGAGCGAGCAGAAACUCCCGCAGAAGGAUUCAUCAUGCAGAAACUCUUGAUCCGCGGUGGGAAAGUGGUGAACGCGGACGUCUCGCAAGUGGCCGAUGUGUACAUCGAGGACGGGGUCGUGCGGGCGGUGGGGCCGCAUCUCCAGCCUUCUUCCGACGGAGUCCAAGUGUUGGAUGCCACGGACAAGCUGGUGCUUCCCGGCGGGAUCGACCCGCACACGCAUAUGCAAUUCCCCUUCAUGGGGUCGCGGUCAAAAGACGAUUUCUAUCAAGGAACGAAGGCUGCCCUUGCAGGAGGUACCACUAUGAUAAUGGAUUUUGCAGUCCCUAACAAAGGCUGUUCCCUCAUUGAAGCCUAUAACCAGUGGAGGAGCUGGGCUGAUCCUAAAGUCUUCUGUGAUUAUGCACUACAUGUGGCCGUCACAUGGUGCAGUGAGCAGGUCAAAGAGGAAAUGAAAAUUCUUACCAGGGAAAAGGGUGUCAAUUCAUUUAAAAUGUUUAUGGCAUAUAAAGAUGUCUAUAUGGUUGGAGAUGUAGAAUUACAUACAAUCUUCAGUCAAUGUAAACAGAUUGGUGCAAUUGCUCAAGUUCAUGCAGAGAAUGGGGAUUUGAUUGCAGAGGGUGAAAAGAAGAUGCUGGCUUUGGGAAUAACUGGUCCAGAAGGACAUGAAAUGGCCCGACCAGAAGAAGUGGAAGCAGAAGCCACAUUGAGAGCAAUUACCAUUGCAAACUCAGUGAAUUGUCCUCUCUAUGUUGUACACGUGAUGAGUAAGUCUUCAGCCAAGAUAGUGGCAGAUGCCCGGAGGCAAGGCAAAGUUGUGUAUGGUGAGCCUAUAGCUGCAAGCCUUUGUACAGAUGGCACUCACUAUUGGCAUAAGGACUGGUCUUGGGCGGCAGCUCACGUCAUGGCUCCUCCGCUGAGGCCUGAUGCUUCCACUCCAGACUUCCUCAUGAAUCUUCUAGCAAAUGGUGACUUGUCUGUGACUGGAACAGAUAACUGUACGUUUGAUAUCUGCCAGAAGGCUAUGGGAAAAAAUAAUUUCACGAAGAUCCCAAAUGGAGUGAAUGGAGUAGAAGACCGGAUGUCUGUAAUCUGGGAAAAAGGAGUGCACAGUGGCAAAAUGGAUGAAAACAGAUUUGUAGCCGUUACUAGCACAAAUGCAGCUAAAAUCUUUAAUCUAUACCCAAAGAAGGGAAGAAUAGCCGUGGGCUCUGAUGCGGACAUUGUCAUUUGGGACGCCAAAGCUACAAGGACUAUUUCAGCAAAGACACAUCACCAGGCCAAUGAUUUUAAUAUAUUUGAAGGAAUGGUUUGCCAUGGAGUUCCCCUUGUGACCAUUUUACGGGGCAAAGUGGCUUUUCAAAGUGGAGUCUUUCAUAUCAAAGCAGGAGAGGGGAGAUACGUUCCUUGUGACCCUUUCCCAGAAUAUGUUUACAAGCGAAUUGGGCAACGGGAUCAGGAAUGUCAGCCUGUUGCUGUCAAGCGAGCACCUUAUGUUGGAAAAGUGGACAACUUCCCUGAAUCAAAAUAACCUCAUAAUAUAGUUAGUAUUCUUCAGGUCAAAAGAGUUGCAAUUCUUAAUUUGUGUGCUUGAAGAUUUCUGGAUGAUAUACCAAUCUGGUGGAACUGCACUGCCCGUUGAUGUUUUAAUCAUUGCUAUAUCUUGCAAAAUUACAGCAAGAUCCUCUCUCUGUUCAUGUACUUUAACUUUUAGAGAAAUCACUGUUGUUUUUCCAGCACAUGAUAAUCUCAUUCUCGGAUCUUCUCUUAGUGCCGGAUUUAUAGCAAUUAGAGCUAUCUGAUUAGAUGACAUAGAGCACCUGCCAUGAUUGUCUGCUAGAAUAAAAUCUGGAGAGGAUGAAUUAUUAUUUGAUUUGAAUAGGAUGCAGCUUCUUAAGUGCUAUUUAACUCAACAGUCUUUGAAAUAAAUGUGUAUAGCUUUAAGGCAGACGUCACAUGAUGUCGGGCAACGUAUCGGGACAGUUUUGCCAGUGCCGGCAAUGGGGUGGGCGCGGCUUCCACGUGACAUGUCCGGCCCAUGGACCGGCAGUUUGACAUCCCUGCUUUAAGGCAUGAGUUAAUCUUAACAAUGAACUGAUUGAACUAGGUAUAUCACUUGAUAUUUGUAUUUGAGAGCUAAGUGAUGGGCUGUCCCUCCAUAAAUCAUUUUGGAAAACCCUAGUUAGAUUUCUUACUGCGGUCCCUUUCAGGAUGUGCCCAUCCAACACCUUUGUAGCAUUCCAGAAGCAAUCUGCUUCUCUCUGUUCACAUGGCAUUGAAUCAUCAUUUGUAUCUGUUCUUAUGAUUUAAUAAGAUUUUUGGGUUUGCUCUGGUUUACUGAACUUGGAACAAAGCUGGAUUAUCCCUAAGGACUGUUUGCAAUGCUUUUCAAUGACCUGUCUUGCCUCGCCAUCUGAAGACAACUGAACUAGGGUUCUACAGUUUUAAGAAAAUUCAAUGGAUCUGACUUGAGUAAUUUUCUACAGCAAAGUAAAUGUCUUUUUUCCUUGCCUCAAACAAAACAAAAGAGGGGUUCUGGGUUUUUCUAUGUGCAUUUGUCAUUAUUGGUAGAAGAAUUGAACUCACCUGGUGAUGAUAUAUCAGAAAAGACAAUGCCCAGCCACAAAACUGUAUAGGGCAAAAAUCAAGGAGAAGAGAUUGGGCAAAUCUUUUAGAAGGUAUAAGAAAGCAAAUUGAAAACACUAUUGAAAUAAAUUGGGCAGCAUAUACAUUUAAUACAUUAUAGCUGGUCGCAUAGUCAGCCAGAUGUUUAGACUGGAUUUGCAUUUUUGUCCAUCUCUUGAGUUCUUCCCAAGGACAUAGCCUAGGUCCGUGGUGGA